This is a messenger RNA of Scophthalmus maximus (turbot), 1572 nucleotides long. Its product is annotated as transcription factor Sox-14. The coding region runs from base 51 to 797 and encodes 248 amino acids. Gene Ontology annotation, molecular function: RNA polymerase II cis-regulatory region sequence-specific DNA binding; DNA-binding transcription factor activity, RNA polymerase II-specific. NCBI's taxonomy places the organism in Eukaryota, Metazoa, Chordata, Actinopteri, Pleuronectiformes, Scophthalmidae. The transcript has 2 exons. Gene Ontology annotation, biological process: cell differentiation; anatomical structure morphogenesis; positive regulation of transcription by RNA polymerase II. The record is from RefSeq and is a predicted model, not a curated record.
UAUACCAAAACCUAAACCCGGAGCUUCAACUAACUGCCACAGGUCUGUCUAUGCGGAAAACACAAUCAUGCUUCUGUCAUGAUCACAUCAAGAGACCCAUGAACGCCUUCAUGGUGUGGUCCAGAGGCCAGAGGAGGAAGAUGGCCCAGGAAAACCCCAAGAUGCACAACUCGGAAAUCAGCAAGAGACUCGGCGCAGAGUGGAAGCUGCUCACCGAUUGCGAGAAACGUCCGUACAUCGACGAGGCCAAGAGGCUGCGGGCUCAGCACAUGAAGGAGCAUCCGGACUAUAAGUACAGACCCCGGCGCAAACCCAAGAGCCUCCUGAAGAGGGACCGUUUUUUAUUCCCGCUGCCCUCUUUGCUCGGGGAGGCAGCGGAGCACCUGAGGGGAUUUUCCAUGGACUCCUUCCUCGUCCCCGGGGAGAAAGCCAGGGCUCUCUUCGCUCCCGCCUCCUCCGCGUCGUCGUCCUUCUCUCUGCUGGAGCCGGUGGCGCAGUUCAGCACCGGAGCUGUCCAGCGGGCGGCGGACAUGCCGCACACACUGGCCGCGGCCGCUCUGCCCUACAGCGCGCACACCUUCGGGUACCAGACUGGCGGGAUUGGGGGUCCGGCGUGCCCCGGACAGCACGGCCACCCGUCGCCCUCCAGCCCGGGAUACGUGCUGCCGUGUAACUGUAGCGCGUGGUCUGCGGCCAGUUUACAUCCUCAGGUGGCUUAUAUUCUCUUCCCCGGAGGGAUGAGCAAGAGCGGCAUGGACUCGUUCACUUCCCCCAGCUCCGGCGUGCAGACUGGAUAGGAAGACGCGCGGUCGCACUGGGGUCUGCGCACCGGACCCUUCCACUGUAAUAUGACAAAUGAAAAAGAACUGGUCCACAACACAUGUUUCCGUCCCACAAAUAUAACAGCUAAACUCUAUUUUAUUCAACAUGCCAUUGGAAUAUUAUAGUGUUUCCUCAGAAAUUAAAAAAAUACAUUUAAAAAUGCCAUCAAUUGCUGCGUUAUUAGUCCAAUGCCGGGGACCAGAGACGCACUACAAGGCCCUAUCUCACUCCGUAUUCCAUGUUAAUAUUAAUUGAUAUAAUAAAUUCAACCCCGCUUUAAACAAAUUGCACCAGGCCCACGCAUAACUGCUGACUUUUUUGUAUCCACAUACUGAACAAGGAUCCCUGCAAGAGCCAAAGUGUGUGGCAGGUUUAUCUCUCCAAGGGACAGUAAGUUCAAUAUUGCAUUUUUGAUUCUCACACACUGUUACAUUUGGACAGUAACACCUAUGUCAGUCAGUAGAGAGGCCUGUCUGUAGUUUGCAGACUUCAUUAGUUUUGUUUUGGUGAAAAAGUUCGUUUCAAAAAAGACUUUUUUUUCCUGAUGAACAUGUUUUCAACAAAAUUUCACAAAGAAACUUUGCAGCUACAUUAGAAAGUCCGUUGCUAUUGAAUAUUACAUUAAAAGUUGGACAUUUUAUUGAUAUUACUGUCUGUAUUUGGUAUUUGAGAUAAUCCAGAUCAAUAAUUUUUUUACAGUCACCGGGAUGUAAUUUUAUGUCGGGUAUCAAUAAAGAUAAUCUGAGGGAA